Desarmillaria tabescens is the source of this 1807-nucleotide messenger RNA. RefSeq lists its product as uncharacterized. Gene Ontology annotation, molecular function: methyltransferase activity; nucleic acid binding. Gene Ontology annotation, biological process: methylation. The transcript has 4 exons. The record is from RefSeq and is a predicted model, not a curated record. Bases 132 to 1673 code for a protein of 513 amino acids. Lineage: Eukaryota; Fungi; Basidiomycota; Agaricomycetes; Agaricales; Physalacriaceae.
CCUAAACUGUAACCAGCUGGCGGAAUCAUUUCUCUGUUCGUUUCUCACCACCCCUACCCUUGUAUCUCUGUGGCUAGUCCACGAUUCGGGCGGCCGGUCCCCAUGAACUAGGUCUCUCUUUAUCUUCUUCCAUGCUGGUCGUCACCUUUGCUUUUCUGCUAGGCGUAGCGGCCUUGGGAUCGCAGGUCGUCCUCGCAAAAUCAUUUAAAUUCAAGUUCGAUAAUGAAAGCAUUACCCAGUGCGCUCCCGUCUCCAUCUCUUUCCUGGGGAGCGACAUUCCGGCCGAUUCUAUCCCUGUUAAUCUCACUCUCUUUCCCCUCAAUGCACCACCUGUCGCUAUACCCAUACCCAAUGCGGCAAUAAACUCCUCCGGGGUCUAUAUCACCUUUUUCCCGCUGAAAGCUGGCACAACAUUUAUUGCUUCUCUCGACGAUCAGGACGGAGAUAACAGCGCCAAGGUAUCCGACUUGUUCAAGAUCCUAGAUUCAGACAACACGACCUGCCUUCCUCCCGAUCCUGAUGGGAAGAAAUUGUUCACCUUUGAUCCUCCUGCAGAACAAUGCGGUAAUUUUACCGUACACUACAAUACGACAGAGGCCCCGUCUGUCCGUCUAUUGAAGCCAAGAGGCCCAUCGUUUUUGCUGCCGCAGGUAGACGACGAUGCGGCCUCUGGAACGGCCAUUUACAACAUGAAUUUUUCACGUCAAAACGAUGUUGUACUGUUGUUUGACAGUGGACCCCAUCAACAGAGCACUUCGUCUUUGAUAACAGUUUCUGGCGACGCGACCACGUCAAAAACCUGCCUAUCUAAUAAUGAUGCAAAUGGCAACAAUGGGACCAACAAUCAAGACAACGGUGCGACUACCCAGUCGGCAGUUCCGAGGAAUGUCGCUAUCGGUGUUGGCGUAGGGUCAGGAUUGGUGGUUCUGAUAUCAAUUCUCAUCAUCAUCUUUAUCAUUCGUGAGAGGCGGCACCGCAAGCAGCGAUUGAAUCGCAUCCCCUUCGUUCCAGAUGUCCCCUACAAACGACGUUCAUUUGAUCACACAGAGAAAGAAGAUUACUCUCAUUUUCGACCCCCCGAACUCCAGUACUCAGACGGGGUUGUGGUGGACCCUCCUUACGCCCUUGCCAAUUAUUCUCCGUCUGUUUCCAGUUUUUCCCGUGGCAGUGGUCAGUCAUGGGACAUUGUCAGUCCCGGUCAGACAAGACGUGCGUCUGACAGAUUCGCUCCCAUGAGCAGGUCCACAAGUAUGAACCCUCUGGAUAUCGAGGGAAUGCUGAAUAUGGUUGCAACCCAAAAUAAUGCCCAACCUGCCAGCUCAGGAGCGCGAUCGGAGUCAUCAUUUGGCAACCUCGGAAAUCCUCGCUUCUUGCGCGUGCCGUCUUACUUGCAACCAGAAACAUCGGGAAAUCCUGCAUCUGCUGCUAUCCCACCCUUUGCAUCUGAGAGUACUCGAAGCUCUACCGUCUCCGCUCAUGUCUCGCAUGCUUCCUCCAACUCUGUGAUCCAACCCCUUCCGCAAGUCGUUGUUGGCCUCCCUUCAUCUCCUCGAAACAGAGCUCCAAUUCAACAACUACCCUCGAGCGACGACAGUAGAUCACCGGUUAUUCCAUUAACUUAUAAUCGGGAUACCGUUUCAAGCUGGGGAAAUAUUGCUGGGUUGGCUAAAUGACGGUUCUGCCAGGGCGUAUUUGGACCAGGUGUCCGAGUAGCAACUUUCAUUCUCAUGGGUCAUUAGCCAAUCAUUAAAGCCACCUUUUUUAUUUCAUUAACAACUAUCAUGUACUUUUUGUUCAUCCGAACUAG